Messenger RNA from Pichia membranifaciens NRRL Y-2026, 2770 nucleotides. RefSeq lists its product as hypothetical. Lineage: Eukaryota; Fungi; Ascomycota; Pichiomycetes; Pichiales; Pichiaceae. The record is from RefSeq and is a predicted model, not a curated record. Gene Ontology annotation, cellular component: cytoplasm; nucleus. Gene Ontology annotation, molecular function: histone H3T3 kinase activity. Bases 305 to 2638 code for a protein of 777 amino acids. Gene Ontology annotation, biological process: mitotic cell cycle; intracellular signal transduction. The transcript has a single exon.
CGUGUUGGCUGUCUUGUGCUGUCAGGCAGGUUGUAGGCAGGUUGUCGGUGGCCAGGCGGCUGGGGUUCCUUCUCUGAUCUGCUCGUUCUCAGGGCGUAUUAUUAGUCCUAUUGUUGUUGUUGUUUCGGCGUGGACGUGCUAGUUUAGUCGUGGGGUUUCGUGCUGCUCCAGGGCAUCUCGUUGGUUGCGGAUCUUCAUCUUCAGCAGGGUUCCUUCUUCAGCUUGAACAUCAGCACAGGCAUCAGCUGCAGCCAAACAUCGAGUCCACGACAGCCACGCCAACAGCCAGACACUGCUCCCCGACAUGUCCUCCCGCCUCUCGUCUGCGUCCGCGUCCCGGUCGCUGUCCGGACUGCUGGACACGGCCGGACCGGCGUCCCCGUCGUCGCCCACGCCAGCAGGCCCCGGGCCGGCGUUCCAGAUCCACGUGUCGUCGCCGUCGGGCCGCAAAAGCGGCCCGCCGAGACUGACGAUGCAGAGCUUCUUCGACAAGGAGAACAAGCCGCUCGUGGCGGCCAAGGGGCCCAAGAACGGCGCCAGCGGCAACGGCAGCGGCAGCCGCAGGGAAGCCUCCGUUCCGCUGAGAAACAGCACGCAGAACUCCAUCAACCGCCGGUCCCUGUCGGCGUCCAUCAAGAGUGCCUCAAACAGGUCGUUCGGCGGCGGCACCGCGUCCAAGCGGGACUCCAAGGCGUCCCUCUCGACAGCAGCCUCCGCCACGACCUCCGCCACCGCCACCUCGCAGAGAUCGCACAAGGCGCCUUCGUUGUCCUCCACACACAGCCACAAGAGCCGAAGUAGCCACCCAAGACACUCCGUCGACACCUUCAGCUCCAUUUCGUCCAGCAUCAACGAAAACGAGCCCUCGAUCAUCACAGACAGCCUCGAUCAGCUGAACCUCUCCUCGGGAGAGCUUCCCAAGCAGAGCAAGAGAGCGUCUCUCAAGACGGCGCCUAAGGCGUCGUCCAGAAGCAGCGAAAGAUACCCGACAACGACGAUCAUGGAGAACCCGCUUCCUGUGCAGCUUACUGGUGAAAACAAGCACGAGAAAAAGAAGUCCAUCUCCAAAUCAACCUCCUUCAGAAGCCUGAGAAACUCGCUCUCCAUGAAGUCUCUCACCUCGUCCUUGAAAAACGAUGAUACCAACACAUCCUAUACCUCUGAAUAUACCUCUAGUAAUGCGGAAAAGAGAUCCAGUCUCAAAACAAAGAGAAAAAUGUCCCUGGAGAAUAUCAGAUCCUUCCUAACCAACAGGCGCUCCUCGGUCGAUAUCCAUUCAGAGUACAGAAACAACAUCUCCCUUCCGAUAAUGCAGCCUCAGACAAAAGAGAAGAUCAGACACAAGCUGAGAAACUCAACCUCGAUCAUGUCGAUGUCCUCCUUUGUAUCGAACAAUGACAGUGUUGGUGCCACCACCGAGAAGCCAAAACCAAGCAGCAAGAUGAAGACCGUUGACUUGGACCAGUUGCACCACUCUUUGCUUCUAAAACUAUGCAGCCAAUCCCGUUGCGUCUCUUUCACUAGUUACUUGAACAAGUACCAAACUCUGACCCCGAGAAGACAUUUGACCAAAUUGACCAAAACUGGGAAAAGCUUCCUGUUGAUGGAGUUUUCGUGUCAAAAUUCAGAAUCAGAAGCCGACUUGAAACCCUCCGGUGUUUGGAAAGUCAUUCCAAUCGAUCAAAAUGGCACCCUCAUCACCCAGGUCAUCCAAGAGCUGACCCUGACAAUGCUAAUGAGCAACAAGCCCGGCUUUGUCAGUAUCAACUCUGCAAAAGUUGUCUCUGGACCUUGUCCUAAUUCAUUACUGGAUUUGAUGGAUGUGAGUUCAUAUAAUGAUAAACAGCUAUAUUUGAUAAUGCGCUUGGAUUAUGCCGGUAUCUCCUUGAAGGACUUCCAAUUGGAGAGCUGGAAAGAAGCAUCAACCAUCCUCAACCAAGUCCUGGACGCGUUGUGUCUUGGCGAAAAUGAGAACUAUGAACACAGAGACUUGAAUAUUGAGAAUAUCAUGAUCAAACGCACAACUAGGGAAGUGCAAGAUCUAAACAAUCCUAACAACCUCGUCGAGAGGUCUUUCCUUGACGUCACGAUUAUUGACCAUGCCUUGGCUCGUGGUAUCGUAAGCGGUCAGUUGAUGUAUAGGAACCUCUAUGAUGCAGACUUCUUUAAAGGAAGUGGGGAGUAUAGACAUACCAUCUAUAAGCUCAUGAGGCGUGCCGUUGCAAACAGCAAGGCGAAUAGCGCCACUAUUUCAAGCUCUUCCUCCUCCAUGAGCAUCAGCACGCUCAAAACAGAAAUGAGCACCAACGAUUCGAGUUCGAUUUCAAACUCCGGCUCACAUACUGACUGGUCACAAUCGUAUUCGAUUUUCAACCUUCUUUGGGUGCAUUAUCUACUGCACAUCCUUCUUUUUGAAAAAGGGUUGAAGCCCCUCAAGAUGAACCCGAUCUUGAAGAAAAAGGGCCGCCUAGUAAACGGGGGCGAGGUCGGUGAAGAAAACGCCAUCUACGAGCGUUUGAUGCAAGGGUACCGUAUGGUUGAACCUGCUGUCCUUUUCGGCAACAGGAAAAACAGGUACAUGAGAGAAAUCAGGACGAUUCACGAGUUCAGGGACUGGUAUCAGAACUUGAACGCAUAAAAUAUCCAGCAUUAUCCAGUCCGUCCGGGUUUAUAUUUACAGCAUGUCUAAGUAUGUUAACUUCCUUUUUAGUGUUUUUAUAGUUUCAGAGAGUAAUAACAAGUUUAUAAAAUAUAAAACAGACGUAACCAC